Hemiscyllium ocellatum (epaulette shark) is the source of this 4443-nucleotide messenger RNA. It is a transcript of the gene tcp11l1, whose product is annotated as t-complex 11, testis-specific-like 1. NCBI's taxonomy places the organism in Eukaryota, Metazoa, Chordata, Chondrichthyes, Orectolobiformes, Hemiscylliidae. Gene Ontology annotation, biological process: signal transduction. The transcript is spliced from 11 exons. The coding region runs from base 176 to 1738 and encodes 520 amino acids. The record is from RefSeq and is a predicted model, not a curated record.
AUUUAGAAGAACAAAUGAAUCCGUUUCUGCAGCCACUUCUUUGAAGACACCACGAUAAGGCACUCAGAUCCAGGUGAAUUGCUAGCCUUUAGUCACGUGACAUUUUGUUCUGAAUUCUGCCAUCAGAGGUUCUAGGACAGAACUCAAUACAGAGGACACACAAAGCAUAUCAAGCAUGCCCCUGGAGCCAGAUAAACCACACACACACAAUGUGGAAGAAGACUCUGAAAGCACUUGUCAUAAUAGACAGGAUGAUUCUGAAGCCCAGAAUCUACAAAGUCGACUGAGACAGAGUACUGAAAUUUCCCACAGUGGAAAUACUCUUCCAUCAGUACCUCCCAACUUGGUUUCUGUAGAAGAGCUGAUUGAGGCAGAAAAAGGAGUCUGUAAUAUGGCUCUAGCCCAUGAGAUUGUAGUUGAUGAAAGUUUUGUUAUCAAACAGCGUGAUCUACCAGAGAGCAGUUUUGAGAAAACCCUUGAAGACAUUAUGAAGAAGGCUUUCUGGGACAGUUUACGGGCACAGCUGAAUGAAGAUCCACCAGUUUAUGACCAUGCUAUUAAGCUUCUAGGUGAGAUUAAAGAGAGUCUCUUGUCAUUCUUGCUGCCGGGUCAUACCAGGUUAAGGAAUCAAAUCAAUGAGGUUCUGGAUCUGGAGCUCAUAAAGCAAGAGGCUGUGAAUGGUGCACUGCACAUCCCGAAACUAGCUGACUUUAUCAUCGGGAUGAUGGGAACUCUCUGUGCUCCUAUCAGGGAUGAUGAUAUUAAGAUCAUCAGAGGUAUCACAGACGUGGUGGAAUUGUUCAGGGAGAUUUUUGCAGUGCUGGAUUUAAUGAAACUUGACAUGGUGAAUUUUGCUAUUAGCAGUAUUCGACCACACUUAAUGAAACAGUCUGUUGAUUAUGAACGGAAGAGUUUCCAAGAAUUCUUUGACAAACAACAUGGCUCAUUGGAAAUCACUACAGAAUGGUUGCAGGAGGCAGCCAGUGAACUCCUGAGCUCUGAUGCAGAAACUUCUGUGUAUGGUGGCGCUGCAGCUGGUGCUAAAGACAUUUCUGCAUUGUGCCCUGCUUCAGUGUUAAACCAUGCAUAUGUGAAAUUGCUGAAGUGGGAUCAUGCUAACAGACUCUUUCCAGAACCUGUGCUCAUGGACCAAUCUCGCUUUGAGGAGAUGCAGCGCGAAUUGAAUCAACUGACCAUUACAGCGGCUGUCCUGCUGGUCAUAUACAACAUGACGGGUGCAGCUUUAUCAGGGCUGUCAGGAUUUCUGGAUAGACUGAAGAGAGUUAUUAAAGUCUUAUUGACAGAUAUGCAUAUGCUCUCCUUUCAUCUUUCUGAGGCUAUGGUCAGUAUGAGUGAGCAGAUCUGUGUAGAAGUAAACAACUGCUUAUCUCAACAUGGUUUCUCACUGCUAAGCACGGAGAAAGAGACAGUGUUAAAAGGUCAAAUCCAGGCAAUAUCUAGUCCAGAUAACUCCGUUCACAAACUGAUAGAUGCACGCAUCCAGACUUUCCUGAAAACGAUCCUUGCGUCAAGCAAUCCAAAAUCAGUUGCGAUCCCUGGAGGACUUGGUCCUGUGAGAAACGAGUUGGAAGAAGUAACCGUCAAAUUUCUUCAUCUUGUAAACUAUAACAAAUUGGUCUUCAGUCCUUAUUAUGACACAAUCUUGACCAAAGUGCUCAAAAAGAAUGGCUCGCAGCUACCUGGGCUAAGUGAAGAGGAACAACUAUCCUCAACAUAAUUUCAUUAGGAGCAAUGCAUAUUCAAGCAACAAUUUCUUUUUUUUUUGUGUCUCCCUCCACGUGGCUUAGAAGGAGCCAAGCUGGUUGGGGAGGGGGCAUUUAUGAAGAAUGACCUUACAUUGGGAUAACCCCAGAUGGUGAAGGUGCAGAAUUCACUGGCCCUUCAUGCUUCUGUAAAAUAGAAGGGAUGUGUUUCAGUAUUAAAGACUCCUGCUUUUUCUAAAGCUGGGAAAACAUUUCUACCUAUGUUGUCUUUUUAAUAGUUUUGAAUUCCCUCUCCGAAAUUUAUUUCUCCCAACCAUUACUAACAGCCCAAUUAAUAGAGCCACUUGAACAGACUGAUAUUAUAUACUGAUUGAAACUUUGUUUGUACGAUUUCUGAAGGUAGAACCUAUUUAUUACACUCUUUAGUUAAAUGAUAACUUUAUGUGAUGCAAAACUUUAAGACAAUUACCGGGAUGAUUUUUGAAACCAAAGGCCUCUUUAUACAGGGUACUGAGCCACUUGUGGCUUUGGAGCACUCAUAAGCCUUUGAUACCUUGAGACUUGCGAAGAUUAUUUUAAUGCACUACAUUAGCCCUUAGUUAAGCUUUGCCUGGGCUUCAAAAUUUUCAUCCUUGUUUUCAGACCCUCCAUGGCCUUGCACCUCCCUAUCUCCAUACUCACUUCUAGCACAUAUAUUCCAAUAUGUUGCAUUCCUUCAAUUCUGGAACAUUUCUAAUAUUAAUCACUGCACCAUUGGUGAUCAUGCUGAGGCUCUAACCUCUGGGAUUCCCUUCCUCGAACUGUCUAUCCCUCUACUUUUUUUCAAAUUUAAGAUACUUCUCAACAUCUGCUUUUGGUCAGCUGCCUUAAUUUUUAAAAGGAUGAGGGUAUCUCUGGCCAAGCCUGCAUUUAUUGUCCAUCCCUAACUUCCCAGAGAGCAGUUGAGUCAACCACAUUGCUCUGGGUCCGGAGUCACAUAUAGGUCAGACCAUGUAAGGAUGGCAGAUUCCUUCCCUAAACGGCAUUAGUGAACCAGAUGGUUCCAACAAUUGACAAUGGAUUCACAAAUCAAUCAUCAUUAGACUCUUAAGUGCAGAAUUUACGGAUUUUUCAGCUGACACCACCUGUCAUGGCAGGACUUCAACCCGGAUCCCCAGAAUAUUACCUGGGUCCAUGGAUUAACAGUCUAGCAAUAUUACCACGAGGCUAUUACCUCCCCUUAUUCUCCUAUAUGGUUUGGUGGUAAAUUUUAUUUCAUUAAGCUUCUGUGAAGCAUCUUGGGCCUUUUAAAUCUGUUAAAUGCUCCCUGUAAGUGCAUAUUAUUGGGUAAGGUUUAAGGUGUACUGUUGCUCAUCAAUGUAAAGAAUGCCCCUUGAUCGAAAUUCUGGUUGAAGCUAGAAUAGACUGUUUAACAAUAGGCAUCCACAAAAUCUGUUAGUGCCAACUGACUCAGUCAAUGUCUAUUCCUUAUUUGACACUGAUGCCCAUGAAGGACUACUGCUGCAAACAGUAAUCGAGUCACUAUCGCUUGUUUCAAAGAGGCUUAUAUUCCCCUGGAUCAUGCUUACAUAACAGCGGGCUAUACCUCACCGGUGUUUAGGUUCCAAAUCCAAUUUCAGAAAUAUUACAAUUGACAUUUUGGCAUCUGUUUAUAAAUGAACUAUGAUCUGUGGUCUUCAUUAAUAGCUAAAUGAAGAAACAGGGCCAGUUGGCUAGAGACAACAUUUCUGGCUUAUUUUUAGACUGCAAGCUAGAAUGUUAAAUGUGACCAACUGAACAUUAUGCUGAAGUUGAAGACUUUGUGUCAUCCUAUACCAAAACCAAUUUGUUCGAAGCCCAGCAUAUAUUUCUGGUGUGAAAAUUGAACAGUCACUUUGACUGCACUUAUCAUAAUUUAUUUCAAGAGAUUACAUCACACAAUCCUAGGAAUGGAUGUGAAUAACUUUUACAGUGGGAUUUGAUGAGGAAGGAAUAGUUGGGAUCAAAGGUGAGAUAGAUAGAGUGCUGUAGGUUUGGGGUGAGGGUAGAUGUGGAGGGAUUGAGGAGCAGUGCCCUCUUUUGUGAGGGAGUAAAAAAUUGGACAUUAGGAGAAAUGGAAGAGGAAUAGGGUAUAGGUGGGGUAAGGACAUCAAAUGGCAGUUUGGCCUGGAAGUAUUGGCAAUCUUUACACCAGCUUGGUUUGCUGCUAGUCUCUGGAGAUUUUACUGUGUUUCUUCUUUUAUUAUAGUACAAUUUAAUUCUGUCCUAAGCAAAAUCAUAUUUGCUCAAAAGUCCAACCUUUUCUUGUUAUUUAUAACCUUUCAUUACGCAAGUCACCAAACUAUUACUUGAAUAUAAUGAACCAUUCUUAUGAAUGUCACCUGAAUGUGUUAAGGAGUAUAGUCAUGCAGAGUGAAAGCAUUUAGUUGCAUCAUUCAGUGGCCAUAAACUCCCUGGUGCUUUCAUUAUUGCUGGCUGUGUUGCAAUAUUGUAUUUCACUCAUUUAGCGUUACACGUGUGUGUUGUUGCAUCAGGCAACUAUGGAGUGUGCAUUGUAUUAACUAAUUUACCAAUGUAAAUACGAGUAACCUAUUUCAAAGAACAAUUUGGAGGAUGGUGCCUAAUUUUUUUUCAGCUGCUUGUUCCUAGAAUUUUGCACUAUAAUAGUAAAUAGUGAGAAUGUAUUUAAGCAAGAAAGGCAAACUUAUGUAUCCUAAAGUAAUAAAAAAGGUGCACCUGG